GCCGACUUUGACAACUACUCCGAACUUGCAUCUUCAGCCUCAUAACUAUCGGGCUAACCACCCGAAUUCAAUAUUUUCAACUGACAAUGCUAAUAUAAGAGAGAGAUUUUGAGUCUGUGGAUGGUAUCAUUGGUCAAUCACCUACAACACGGCAUCAGUUCACAGGCCUUCAAAGCUCAGAUGGCUAUCGGUUCAUGGUACAAGACUCCGUUUUUGGACGAUAAAAUUGCCACUCAAAUACUUAGUGAACACAUGAAACGGAACAAGGGAAAGGGUAAAGCUUGCGAGGAUGCUGGGAGUGACUAUGAUUGAGACGUUGCAGAGUUCAAUAGCGACUAAUCCUACUAAGUGUCUUUGUACUAUUCACCCAAUGCUAAGAUAUAUCAUGUACCCGCGGGUGACCCACACACCCGCAGGUACAACCCGCGGUCGACCCGUACCCGUACCACUUGACCCGGGACGG
Molecule: messenger RNA, 463 nt
Organism: Suillus plorans
Lineage: Eukaryota; Fungi; Basidiomycota; Agaricomycetes; Boletales; Suillaceae
Exons: 2
Source: RefSeq, a predicted model, not a curated record